AUGGCGUGGCUGCGGCAGCCGCACAAGCCUACAGACGCCAAGCACAUGCAAGACUAUCUUAUUAAUUGGAAUGCAGGUCCUCUUGGUGUUGUGCUGCAGCCUGAUUUAGGCGCUGAUAUGCCCCCUGUCGUGGCGCAGCUGCUACCUCAGCCUUCCGUGCUUAAAAUGGCGGGCGUGCGUGAAGGAGACCUCUUGAUCAGCGUCAACGGAAAGAAAACCACCCGUCUGGGCUACGAAAAAGUGGUGCGUCUGUUAUUUAAGGAGCGUCUUCCCAUGGUCUUGCACUUUCGCUCGCCAUUGCCGGUUUCUGAGGCGUCGCGAGGCGUGUUAGGGGUUGUUCCGGACAAUGUUCCACCUGUACGCGGUUAUGAACGCUCACGUGCCAGUAGUGCCUUACCUAUGAAACCUGUGAGUCGCGCCCGGAGACAUUCUAGCCUUGAGCAUUUUGAACCGAAGCCAAAGUCAAAUGCGCACAUUUCUACUAAUGAUAGCGAACAUCAUAAGCAGUCAGAGACGAAGAAGCAGAACAAGAAUAAGUCUAAAGCUCAUGAUGUCAGCAAAAAAAGUGUCGAGAAAGGUAGACUUCGGAAGCAAUAUAGUGUUGUGUGGGAACGUGGAUCGCUUGGAAUCUCCUUUCGAGCAUACAACAGCAAGGUGAACGUACCGUGUGUCGAUUAUAUCAGCUCAAAGAUUGGACAAGGGCGCGGUAUGGAUCGCGUUUGUAUCAAUGAUGUGCUCAUUGCGAUUAAUGGAGAAAAAACAAAGGCUCUUGGCGUGGAAAAAGUGCUUCGUUGGCUUCAUGUCAUUGAAAAACCUGUGGUCCUGAGAUUUCAUGCAUCCUCUAACCGUAUUGAAAAGACAGUGAGUGAACUUUUACCACACGCAGUAAAAGAAGAUUCAGAAGUACUGUUCAAACCAAGACGACCUACGUUUCCGCAUUCACAGCCUGAGUACGAGCCGCCACCGCGACCACCACGUCGAAACAAUAAUUUGGAUCAAUCUGUGCCGCAGCGUCAUUUAGAUCAAGGAAUAUCAGAGAUCGCCGACAUUGCGGCAGUGGCAUCGCAACCGUCACAAGAAAGUGUCUCAUUUUUUGAAAUGCAGCCGAUGCCGAUCGAGAUUAAUUUGCAGCAGACUCAAUCGGAUGUGCUUACGAAAGAGACACAGCACUUUAAAAAUAUGGUAAAUGUUCGUGCACAAAGUCAGAAGGAUAUCAGAGUGGCUGGAAAUUCUCGCCGCGAUCCAAUUGACGUCAUUCCACCCCAGUAUGAUGCGCAAACUCGCGCGCAUAUAGACCCAGACCGUCGUCAGUCUCACCAGGUUCAGACUCAGCUAUAUCAUUCGCAAAAGCUGCUACCUACACGAUCUCGAGCUGGCUCGACUACUCGAGGCAAUAUCCAGCUCCAGGAGCUAUCAGAGAGUAAUCAUAACAAUCUGCUACCAGCGUCAAGUACUGCUGCUCCACACCCUUUGGCGUCUUGUGAAAGCCAUACAAGCAAUUUAUCACUACUAAGCUUUAACGAGGCAGUGAAUGUUGUUGCUCGAGCUACAGGAAAGCCUAUCGAAAAAUGUGAGUUUGGAGGAAAGCCAUUGCUUGAUAUCAAGGAAGGGUCAGUGCAGGCCAAGCUCAUGUAUAUUUAUGCUAAAGCGUGUUUAGCAAAGGAGUGUAACGUAAACAACGACCCAACAUCUCAAGAGAGCCAGCGACCUCGGACCCCUGGUAAUCCACUGGGUCGCAAGACUAAUCCGAAGUAUUUAUCGUACACUAUUCUGCAAAACGACUCAGUAGAGUCAAAUCAUACUUCUACAGAUGAAGUUUGUGCUUCCGAGGACAAAGGCAAGUUAAAACACAAGGGUCACCAGGGCGAAGUUACGAAUGGGCUGGAUCAUGACCUGGAGUUCAAGCAUAACGGUGCUUCUAGUGAAAAUCUGACUCAAAGUUCAGCAAAAAUGCAAAAGGACAUCUCGAUUAAGCAACCGACGCAAUCAGGUCUUACCACUUCAUUUUCUUCAGCAAGUUCUACUUUCUCAGUUAGCAGCGAUGUGACCCCGAGUGCGCCUCCUGACCCACCUGUGAAUUUCGUGGAGGGUUUUAUACCGUUAAAUGACUUUACUGUGCAAAAGGUUUUAGCGAAACGCCACGUACCGUCAAGCCCUGUUAGCACGACGCUGCCGUCUAUAGCUGUCAAUGAUGAGAUUAAAUCUAUAAACGAACAGGAUAACUUAGUACAUACUGUCAAGACUGAAGAAGCUGGUGCUGAUGUUAGUGAAGAAUCUUUGACAAAUGGCUUUCAGCGAAGCAAGGGGAAUGAUGCAGAGCGAGUGCGAUCUAUGUACGAAUCGGAUCUACUGCAAAAGCCUGCUGAAGCUUCUAACAACAUUUUCAGGCCGACAGGAGAUAACGAUCAUGCUAAUGCAGACGCUUGCGCUGAUGAUGAUGUCGUGAAUGAUGAACCUUUUGAUGAACGAGAUUUGGCGGCAAGUGUGGCAUCGCUUGACGAUCUACUUGAUCUCCCGCUAAAGGAUAACGACCACGUCGAUGAGGAUCACGAUGAGUUAUUAUACGAUGGUGACGAAGCGAAGGAUGACAGCCAGAAGAGAGAAAAGGGGGAUGAAAAACAAAAUUUGAUGAACAAGUCCUUGGGCUUGAAGCUGGAUCAAGUGCAAGAAGAGGAGGAUGGAGAAUCAGAAGCUCAAGACGACUACGAAAAUGACAAGACAGAGAAGGUAGUUGGUCACGUCGAGACAAGGAACGAGGGGACUAUGAUGCAAGGUAUCCUUAAUGGGCUCCAAGACGAGAAACACCUCGAAGAUAGUGCUUUGUCCAAUGUGCUUGUGAACGAGCUCUACCGUGAUAUUCAGGAUGUUCGUGAAGUCAUCAAGGAUAAGUCCGCAGUCCUUGUACUUGUGAAGAAAAGCAUGAUAGACGAGAUUCAGGAGAUUCUUCAAAGCUUACAAAUGGAGAUGCAGUUUGAGCGUCACUCGACUGUGGCGAUAGGUUCUCCGGCAAAUCCGAUGCAGGACUCUCAGCAGCGUCGAAGUACAGAGGGCGAACACUGCUUUCGUUGUGGUGCCGCUGGAGAUUUAGCAGAAUUGGGCGUCGCUGGCGAGCGCCGUGAAUUGUACUGUGAAGAGUGUUGGGAGUUGUUUUUUUUCAGCGAAGAAAAGGAGUCGCCUGUGAUUAAAACGAGUAAAAUUCUAGCGCCAUCAGAAGUUGGACGGCUCACUGCUGACGAAGAUGCUUUAGAUGAAGCGCUUAAGUACAGCUUUCACGAUAGUUCUAUCACUCGCGAGGACAUAAUUUAUCCAUGGCGAAGUUUGCAAGGCAGCGACUCUCUUUCGUCAUCUUCUCGGGACUCGAAUGCAUCGAGUAUUACUGACCGCGCCGAUGAAGUGUGGCUAUAA
Plasmopara halstedii is the source of this 3405-nucleotide messenger RNA. Its product is annotated as PDZ domain. The record is from RefSeq and is a predicted model, not a curated record. The transcript has a single exon. Gene Ontology annotation, molecular function: protein binding. NCBI's taxonomy places the organism in Eukaryota, Oomycota, Peronosporomycetes, Peronosporales, Peronosporaceae. The coding region runs from base 1 to 3405 and encodes 1134 amino acids.